Camelina sativa (false flax) is the source of this 687-nucleotide messenger RNA. RefSeq names its product non-specific lipid transfer protein GPI-anchored 25-like. The record is from RefSeq and is a predicted model, not a curated record. Lineage: Eukaryota; Viridiplantae; Streptophyta; Magnoliopsida; Brassicales; Brassicaceae.
GAAGAGAGAGAGAGAGAUCUGAAACAAACAAUGGCCGCCACAAUUAAAACCGUCGUCUUCAUCCUCAUACUCGCGAUCCUCUUCUCCUCCGCCGUAUACGCGACGCUUCAGGCACCUUCGUCUUCUUCAGCUCCACAGAUCCUGACCUGUACGGAGGAGCUCGUCAUGUUCUCUCCUUGCCUUCCUUACGUCUCCGCUCCACCUAACAACAUCUCGGAGACUCCCAAUCCUAUUUGCUGCUCCGUUUUCACCUCGUCGAUUCAUUCCAGCGCCGGGAACUGCCUCUGUUAUCUUCUCCGGCAGCCGAUGAUCCUUGGAUUCCCGUUGGAUCGAUCUAGAUUGGUUUCUCUUUCUCAGAUCUGCACCGAUCGGAGCUCCGAAGAAUCUUUCGAGUCUCGCUGCUCGCCAUCAGAGUCGCCGGAGCUUCCGCCGCUUCAGAGUAUGCAGUUCACUAAUCCGUUUGUUCCCGGUUAUGUAGGAUCCGCUUCUCCUCAAUCGGUCGGCUUAGCACCGGAAAUCUCACCAAGCUCCGAUCAAUUUUCACCGGAAACAGCUGCUGUGACACCACCACCACCACCGGCUCCACAAUACAGCGGCUAUCCAAAGAUCAGAAACUUCUGGUCUCUAUCGACCAUCAUCAUGACUCUGGCCACUUCUAUCCUCAUCACACGCAUCUGUAUGGUAUGA